Molecule: messenger RNA, 1684 nt
Organism: Glycine soja
Lineage: Eukaryota; Viridiplantae; Streptophyta; Magnoliopsida; Fabales; Fabaceae
Product: gibberellin 2-beta-dioxygenase 8-like
Exons: 4
Coding region: 527-1507 (326 amino acids)
Source: RefSeq, a predicted model, not a curated record
UUCUUGUCACUGACACAGUUGAAUCCCAUUGAUGAUCGUCCCAUGUCUUUAAUUUGAUCCCAAAACUAGAAAUUUCUUCUAGCAAAUGAUCCCUCUCUCUUUUUCUUAAUUUUCCCCAGAUUCCUCUGUAAGAGGUAGCAUUUGAAAGCUAUGAAGUCGAUUGAAAUUCCAUAAUCAUAUUCAAGCAAAUUUAAAGCAAAAGAGAAAGCAUUGGGCGCAGAUGCAUAAGCCGAUAAACAUAUUUCUGUUCAUACUUAGUGGUUUACAUCAAUUCACCCACACUAUCAACCAACUGAGCUACACUAUCUCUUAGUUAAACGUUUUUCUGUGAAAUUGGUAAAAAUAUAUGACCAUUUCAUUUAAAAUUACUUCACGUUAAGCUUUGCACACCGAAAUGUUUUCAUAUAUUAAUUGAACCAAAUUAAAAGUUUUCUAAUUUUCUUAUCAAUAGAAUUUGUGACACAUACCGAAUAAUUGAUUUAAUUUCAUAUGAUUGAAGCUUGUGUAAUUUUUAUACAACUCUCAAAUGGAUUAUGAACCUCCAUUCCUCGAGACCUACAAGGCCCUUGUUCAAAACCACGUCGAUGAUUCAAAGAAUGACUCCUCUUUGGUGGAGAGAUGUGAACUACCAGUGAUCGAUCUUGGCAAGUUCAACUACGAGAGAGACGAAUGCGAGAAAGAAAUUGCAGAAGCUGCUAAUAAAUGGGGUUUCUUUCAAGUUGUUAAUCAUGGGAUUUCACAGGAGCUGCUGAAGAGUCUUGAGUUUGAGCAAAAGAAAUUGUUCUAUCAACCAUUUGUGAAUAAGUCUGCAAAAUUUAAUUUCUCUAGUUUAUCUGCCAAAACUUACAGGUGGGGGAAUCCAUUUGCUACCAAUCUGAGACAAUUGUCGUGGUCAGAAGCCUUUCAUUUUUAUUUGUCAGACAUCUCAUGGAUGGACCAACACCAUAGUAUGAGAUCGAGCCUUGAAGCUUUUGCAUCAAGAGUGUUCUCCCUUGCUAAAAGCUUGGCUGAAAUACUAGCCUUCAAUUUGAAUACGAAAUCCAACUAUUUCCGUGAGAAUUGCUUGCCAAAGAGUUCUUACAUUCGACUGAACAGAUAUCCUCCAUGCCCUAUAUCGUCAAAGGUGCAUGGCCUGUUGCCUCACAGUGACACUAGUUUUCUUACCAUCGUACAUCAGGACCAGGUUGGGGGAUUGCAAUUGAUGAAAGAUGGAAAAUGGGUUGGUGUCAAGCCUAAUCCACAAGCUCUAGUCGUUAAUAUUGGUGACUUCUUUCAGGCAUUCAGCAAUGGUGUUUAUAAAAGCAUAAAACACCGAGUGGUUGCUUCCGAGAAAGUAGAGAGAUUUUCGGUGGCUUUUUUCUAUUGCCCCUCCGAAGAGGCAGUUAUAGAAAGCCACAUCAAGCCAGCUACGUACAGGAAAUUCACUUCGAGGGAGUAUAGACAACAGACUGAGAAAGAUGUCAAGCAAACCGGGGAUAAAGUGGGGCUCUCUAGAUUUCUUCUCUAGCAUAUAUAUAUAUAAACUUUAUGUUAACGUCUGCUUAAUCAAGUUGUGAUGAAUAUUUCUUUAAAUAUUUUUUUUUAGUUUUUUUUUUAGUUAGCAUAAGGUACGAACUAAUCAUUUGUCUUAUUUUGUAACAUAUUUCAUGAGUUUUCAAGUUAAAUAGAUUAAUAUUUUAUCAAA